UUCCCUCUGCCGCCAUUUUGAGAAAGGGCAGUUCUGGCGCUGAGCUGUCCUUCUGGUUGCGGGUGUGGCUUCGCUGUAGGAAGGGAGCAGAGAGAAGCACAGAGAAACAUUACGAUUCUAUGGCGACUUAUCUGGAGUUUAUCCAGCAAAAUGAAGAGCGUGACGGAGUGCGUUUCAGCUGGAAUGUAUGGCCAUCCAGCAGAUUGGAGGCCACAAGGAUGGUGGUCCCCCUGGCCUGCCUGCUCACUCCUUUGAAAGAGCGCUCAGAUCUUCCACCUGUCCAGUAUGAGCCAGUGCUAUGCAGUAGACCAACUUGCAAAACUGUACUCAAUCCACUUUGUCAAGUUGAUUACCGAGCCAAGCUUUGGGCCUGCAACUUCUGCUUUCAGCGAAACCAGUUUCCGCCAGCAUAUGCAGGCAUAUCUGAAGUCAAUCAGCCAGCUGAACUUAUGCCACAGUUUUCCACAAUUGAAUAUAUAGUCCAGCGUGGUCCUCAGACCCCCCUGAUUUUUCUUUAUGUGGUGGACACUUGUCUGGAAGAGGAAGACUUGCAAGCUUUGAAGGAGUCUCUGCAGAUGUCUCUGAGUUUGCUGCCCCCUGAUGCUCUUGUUGGCUUGAUCACCUUUGGCCGAAUGGUCCAAGUUCAUGAACUCAGCUGUGAAGGAAUCUCCAAAAGUUAUGUUUUCAGAGGUACCAAGGACCUAACAGCAAAACAAAUACAGGAUAUGUUGGGUCUUUCAAAGCCUACUGCACCUGUUCAGCAAGGAAGGCCUCAUCUGCCUCAGGAACAGCCUCUGAUUUCAAGCAGAUUUCUUCAGCCGGUUCACAAAAUUGACAUGAACCUAACAGAUCUCUUAGGGGAACUUCAAAGGGACCCAUGGCCAGUCACACAAGGAAAAAGACCAUUGCGAUCCACUGGAGUAGCUUUGUCCAUUGCUGUGGGGUUACUCGAGGGAACAUUUCCAAAUACUGGAGCCAGAAUAAUGUUGUUUACAGGAGGACCUCCAACUCAAGGGCCAGGCAUGGUGGUAGGAGAUGAGUUAAAAACACCAAUCCGUUCCUGGCAUGACAUAGAAAAGGAUAAUACACGAUUCAUGAAGAAAGCCAUGAAGCACUAUGAAACGCUAGCUAGUCGUACAGCUGCUAAUGGACAUUGCAUUGAUAUUUAUGCCUGUGCUCUUGAUCAGACUGGUCUUCUGGAGAUGAAGUGUUGUGCAAAUCUAACUGGGGGUCACAUGGUGAUGGGGGACUCCUUCAACACUUCUCUCUUCACACAGACCUUCCAGAGAGUGUUCAGCAAAGAUCUGAAUGGAGAAUUCCGAAUGGCUUUUGGUGCUACUUUGGAAGUGAAGACUUCUAGAGAGCUGAAGAUUGCUGGAGCUAUUGGACCAUGUGUAUCCCUAAAUGCCAAAGGCCCAUGCGUUUCUGAAAAUGAACUUGGGAUUGGUGGCACAUGCCAGUGGAAAAUUUGCAGUCUUGACCCCACCAUGACUCUUGCCAUUUAUUUUGAAGUAGUAAAUCAGCACAAUGCACCAAUACCUCAGGGUGGCAGAGGGGCUGUCCAGUUUGUUACCCAUUAUCAGCAUUCCAGUACACAGAGGCGUAUUCGUGUGACAACAGUGGCUAGAAACUGGGCAGAUGCACAAAGUCAGCUGCAGCAUAUAGAAGCUGCCUUUGAUCAAGAAGCAGCUGCUGUCCUGAUGGCCCGACUGGGUGUCUACAGAGCUGAAUCGGAGGAAGGCCCUGAUGUUUUGCGGUGGCUCGACAGGCAGCUAAUCAGACUUUGUCAGAAGUUUGGACAGUACAACAAGGAUGAUCCAAAUUCAUUUAGACUGUCUGACUCAUUCUCUCUGUAUCCUCAGUUCAUGUUCCAUUUGCGUCGAUCUCCAUUCCUUCAAGUAUUCAAUAACAGUCCAGAUGAAUCUUCAUAUUAUCGGCAUCACUUUGCCAGGCAGGACCUAACCCAGUCCCUCAUUAUGAUCCAGCCUAUCCUAUAUUCUUAUUCAUUCUAUGGACCACCGGAGCCUGUACUGUUGGAUAGCAGCAGCAUUCUUCCUGACAGGAUACUACUGAUGGAUACCUUUUUCCAAAUUGUUAUCUACCUUGGUGAGACUAUUGCUCAGUGGCGUAAAGCCGGCUAUCAAGAUAUGCCUGAAUAUGAAAACUUCAAGCACUUGCUGCAGGCUCCACUGGAUGAUGCUCAAGAAAUCCUGCAGACAAGAUUCCCAAUGCCACGUUAUAUAAACACAGAACAUGGAGGCAGUCAGGCACGGUUUCUUUUGUCUAAAGUGAAUCCUUCUCAGACUCAUAAUAAUCUCUAUGCAUGGGGACAAGAGUCUGGUGCCCCAAUUCUAACAGAUGAUGUUAGCCUACAAGUAUUCAUGGACCAUCUGAAGAAGCUUGCAGUUUCAAGCGCAUCAUAAUUUUUUUUUUACAUGAUAAGGAAACCACAAAAAUCAAUGAACUAAAAUCAUGCUACUGAAGAAUCAGUCUGCCAAAAACUAAUAACAUUCCUUCAUCUCUUCUGAUUCAAAAUUUUAGUUAUUCCUUGUAACAAAUGUGCUAGGGAAGUUUUGUAUUUUAGGUUUAACUUAUUGAUGUUCCUUCUGUGUGUGUUCUGCCAGUUCAGCUUUUUAUUCAUGUAAUUAUUCCAAUAUGAAUUACUUCACCUAUACUGUCCAAUGUAAUUAAUUUUUCUGCACUUCUACUUAAGUAAAAUAAAAAUUGAGGUGGGUGUUAGGCUAAUGAGUGAACUCCA
Messenger RNA from Sceloporus undulatus (fence lizard), 2758 nucleotides. RefSeq names its product SEC23 homolog B, COPII coat complex component (gene SEC23B). Gene Ontology annotation, biological process: COPII-coated vesicle budding; COPII-coated vesicle cargo loading; intracellular protein transport. Lineage: Eukaryota; Metazoa; Chordata; Lepidosauria; Squamata; Phrynosomatidae. The record is from RefSeq and is a predicted model, not a curated record. Gene Ontology annotation, molecular function: GTPase activator activity; zinc ion binding. Gene Ontology annotation, cellular component: endoplasmic reticulum exit site; COPII vesicle coat.